AUCCCGACCUCCUCUCCGGAAAGAGAGAAAAAAAACACACACACACACACGCGCGCGAGAGAGAGAGAGAGAGAGAGAGAGAAAAAAAAAGUACUUGCAGCCCCUCGAAGCCUUUCGGAUAAAAACGCACCGAAUGAAAACUACCUGGAGUUUUUGCCUCUCGCUUUUCUUCUUCUUCUUCUUCUUCUCCGCGUCUACGCAUCUAGCGGUGAUUUGAGAUUUUUUUUUCGCGUGCUUUGACGCCUCGUGCUCUUGCGCAAAACAUGGGAUUUACGUCUUAGCGCAGCUUUUUUUUUCUUCUUCUUCUUCUUCUUCUUCUCGCUUCUCCUUCGCGGAAAAACGCGCUCCGGCGGCUGGAAACUUUCCUCAAUGGAUUUAACCGACGGCUUUCCCGACUGAAGAAGUGCUCCCGUAGGGGAGUAAACUCGCCCCCCCCCCCCCAAAAAAUAAAAAAACUUGGAUUUACUUUGACCUAAACGGUGGGGGCUAAAGUGUUGAAAGCACGGACUUCAGAUGUGUCCCUUGCCGGCCAGAGUGACCCUUCAGUCCCGAGAUGGAUUCCAGAAGUCAGAGCGACAGCGACGGGGGAGGAGGGCGCCACGGGCGGUCGCCGUCAUCGACUGGCUCGUCGGGAGCGCCGCGUGACGAAGGGAGGCCGCAACCGCCGACCGGCGACGAUCCUCAAGAUCCUGGGCUGGACAACGGGGAGCCGGCCCAUACGCCACCGGUGCUGUCCCUGGAUCAGAUCAGGAUAACCGUGUGCAGCAAUGAGUACACGGAAGGCCCCACGGUGGCCCAGAGGUCUCCGGCCGCGCAGCACAGGCAGCAGAAGGGCGACCCGGUUACGUCACCGGGCUCGAGGACCAGUGGGCAGGAGACUCAGGAGGAGAGGCCUAACAACCUCCGCAACCUGCACUCGUCGCCACACCGCGCCAACGCAAACGCCUCCGUCUCCUCCGGGGAGGGCGCGCCGCGGUCCUCCAGCGCCGAGGGCUCCCAGAGCAGCGUCAGGACCAGCGUGGGCAGCGCCUCCUCGGGCCAGCGGCUCCUCAGCAGCCUGGCGGGCGGCGAGCAGAUAAUCAGGACGCAGCCGCCGAAGCGCUCGGAGGAGAGCUCGGAGGAGCUGAAGCCCCUGAACAGCGGGGGGGACGCCAGGACGGUGCAGCCCGUGCCGGGCAGCGCCGCCUCGUCCGAGGGAGGCGGCAGCGGCGGCGGCGGCGGGAUACACUCCAGCAAGUGCGAGGACUGCGGCCGGUGCCAGUGCCCCGGCUGCAGCCGGCCCCGGGUGCUCCCCUCCUGCUGGAUGUGCGGCCGCCGGUGCGUGUGCUCGGCCCAGAGCGCCGUGGAGUACGGGACGUGCGUGUGCUGCGUCAAGGGGCUCUUCUACCACUGCUCCAGCGACGACGAGGACACGUGCGCCGACAAGCCCUUCUCGUGCACGCAGUCGCACUGCUGCGUGCGCUGGACCACCGUGACGCUCCUCUCCCUGCUCUUCCCCUGCCUCCUGUGCUACCUCCCGGCGAAGGGGUGCGUGGCCGCGUGCCAGAGCUGCUACGACCGGGCCACGCGGCCCGGGUGCCGGUGCAAGAACCCGGAGCGGCGCGGGGACGACGGGAAGCCGACGUAGGCGGCGUUACGAAAGGCCGGAACCCCCGACUGAACUCGCACACGUGCGGCUGUGUAACCGGAGAGGCUUAACAAUGCUGUCACGCUUGAGUUUUUGUAUCUUUGCGCCGGUUGACGAAAAACGUUUCUACUAAAGGCACCCGAGGUGCAUCCGCUCGCCCUAACAUUACGCUUCUCCUGAAAGGUAAAACCAAAAUAAGCGCUCCACGUGUUUAAAGUAUGAAGACAACUACUGUUUUGUCCCGGAGGUUAAAAAAUAAAUAAAUAAAUAAAUAAAUAAACCCCUCAAGUGCCCUGAUACACGGCCGCACGAGUCCAGACGGGACGGCCUCGUUUUUUUAACAUUUAAUACAACUUAUACGCUAAGAGCAGACUCCUCUUACUAACUGUAUGUAAAGUAGUAAAUGCAAAGGGUAUGUACAUUAGGAAAAUAAGUCGGGACAGAUGUUUAUUUUUGUACAUAUAAUAAUACUUCGACUGUGAAAACGUUUUCCGCCGCGCCAGAGGCACCUUGGUGAAUCCACGUUCGUGUUACGAAUCUGCAGUUCCUCCACACGAUGUUUUGUUUUUUUUUACAUCCACUGGAAUGUGCAUCAAUCAUUUCUAUGUCAUUUACAAAGGAAAGAUCUUCUCCCUUCUGCUUGUAAAUUGUACAGUGACCUUAUAUGAGAAAUUUAUUUUCUAAUUCCAACAUUGCUUAGUGUAAAGUUUUGAAAAAAAAAACAAAAAAUCUAUAUUUAUUUGAAGGUUUUAUUAUUUUAUAAUGAAAGAUAUUUAUUUUGAGAAAGCAUCGUCGGCUGCGUUCCCUCUGGGCUGUUGUGUGUUUUUUUUUUUUUUUUCCCGUAGGCCCUGCGGACCGGGGGACGACCUGUGGGAGUGUCAAAGCUGGAUGAAUAGUUCACUAUGGAUUAGAAGACGAAUAUAUUAACGUUUGGAAUUAAACAACCUUGAAGUCUGA
Molecule: messenger RNA, 2584 nt
Organism: Mugil cephalus (flathead mullet)
Lineage: Eukaryota; Metazoa; Chordata; Actinopteri; Mugiliformes; Mugilidae
Gene: spry2
Product: sprouty RTK signaling antagonist 2
Exons: 2
Coding region: 554-1627 (357 amino acids)
Biological process (GO): animal organ development; negative regulation of fibroblast growth factor receptor signaling pathway; negative regulation of MAP kinase activity
Cellular component (GO): cytosol; membrane
Source: RefSeq, a predicted model, not a curated record